Messenger RNA from Eimeria necatrix, 3630 nucleotides. RefSeq lists its product as hypothetical. Lineage: Eukaryota; Apicomplexa; Conoidasida; Eucoccidiorida; Eimeriidae. Gene Ontology annotation, molecular function: actin filament binding; microfilament motor activity; ATP binding. The transcript is spliced from 3 exons. Gene Ontology annotation, cellular component: actin cytoskeleton; myosin complex; vesicle. The record is from RefSeq and is a predicted model, not a curated record. The coding region runs from base 1 to 3630 and encodes 1209 amino acids. Gene Ontology annotation, biological process: vesicle transport along actin filament; actin filament organization.
AUGCACGGCUUGCCGUUCGAUUGGCUUACGUACAUUGUUGCAGACGCUGUCGUCAAAACCUUCAUUCAGCUGUUUCUGUGUGCUUCUGUUUGUUUUCGUGAAUGGUCCGAUAUAGUCCUUGACAUCUACGGCUUCGAGUCGUUUGGUUUGGAAAACGGGUUGGAACAGCUUUGCAUCAACUACGCAAACGAGAAACAGCAACAGCUGUUCGUCCAGCAAGUCAUCGAGGAAGAAGUUGCCCUGUAUAUCCGAGAAGGAAUUGCAAACCCUGCAGUGGCAGCUGGACAAAAUCUCAAGUCCCCUCUGCAAAGUGCACAACCAGAUUCAAAACUUCAAGAACGCAGUCAUCGAAGCGAUCCGAAUAUCUCCUUCAAGGCGAAUCUCCAGCGCAGCCUCCUUUCAAGCCUGCCUGACACCUCUGCGCUGCUUCGAGAAUUGCAAGAAGGAGUAUUUAGACGCUUAGAUGACUCAUGCCGGCUCUUGGCCCAGGGCCAGGCAAGAGACGACAUUCACUUCUGGAAGGACUUGUUCGCCUACUGUGCCUCAUUGAAAGAGCACUCGCAGCAUCUUGCAGACAAGCACAACUCCCAAAAAGCAGACCAGGAAAUUCUGACUCCGCGUGACCACCGCAUUCUAUUCUGUCUGAAAGGAACCAAUGGAAUGCAAGCUGCAGAAGCUGCUGCCAGCGGGAGGCUUCUGCAACACUUGGAGCAAGCCGACCUUAAUCUUAUUGGCCUUGUGGGAGCUCAACAGCUGGCAGCUGUGGGUGCCGGAGGAAAGCUGGCGGGAACCCUCUCAACGGCUGGUAAAGUGCAGGAGAGAGUUUUCGCCGUCAAGCACUUUGCAGGAACAGUUCUCUACGGCACAGAUGGCUGGCUGGAUCUAAACAACGACCGAUGCCGGCCAGGCACAUUCAUUUGUGGCGUUUCCCUCGUCUGCUUCAAGGCCUCUGCCUACGGAGAGGCUGCAGCGCUAAUGACUGACCCAGCAAAAUUCUUCGAAACCCCAGGAGACUUAUGCCGGUUAAUCACGGCUAUCCAACGUUUGCGGUUGCGUGUGGCUGUUCGUAUCAUUGUCCAUGUGCAUCCCAAGUUACUAUGGCUCCAGCGCAGGGCCUUCUUGAUGAGGAAGAUCAAGCAAGAGGCUGCCACUGCAGCCUUACGUGUGAUGCUCCUCAAGAAGCAUAUCCUUAUCCCCUUGCAGAAGCGUGCGAAGCGACGGCUCUCCAUUCGCCGUGGUCUAGGCUCGUUGGAGCGUUUCAUGUCGCACCAUUCUGCUCGAAUUUGGCAAACGUUCAAGGCAGCGGUGGCCAAACCCGAAGAAUUGACAAGAGUGCCUUCAGCUCUACGUGCACAGCAGUCAAAACAGAAUAGCACGUCUGGAGAAAUGUUGCAUGGCUCCGAAGUCGACGUGUGCAGCGAUGAUGCACAGAAGGAAGCACCCACAGCCCAAAGUCAGCCACAAACGCACGCUCACCCCUGGAAUACCCGCCUCAUUCAUUUCACGACUGGUGGGCUGCAAGGGUCCGCGCAGCGCCACUGCGUGGCAGCUCACGUAGGCAGCAAUCUGUACUGCAUGGACGCCUCGGAAUUAUUCUCAGAAGAGGAAUUCCAGCCUUUCAUCGGCGUCUCAGAGGAGAAACAGCCAAACAAGUCCUUACAGUCCUUGCCACAAGAGCCUUUGGCUGAAAGGCACCAUGCAAAACGGUACCAAAAAUUCGACGCACAGCUUCAUACUAACCACGCAGAACGUGGCGACCACCACUCGUGUACAACUGUUAUGGUCAGUCAGUCAAGCCUGGUUUGCAUUGCCAAGCACCCGUGCCACACUGGUCUACUCCUUGCAGCCGAUUCGGCCGCAAACCUCGUGCAGCUUGCAGCAUCAGGAUGCAGAUGUGAGUCUCUAACCAUGACAAAUGCCCUGCUAAGAGAUUCAGCACCUACCACGUCCACUGCCUCUGGCGAACCCUCAACAUCAUUGCCUGCCCUUGACUCUCGAGCUCGUCUUCUAGCUAAAGCCGCCUCGAGAUGCAGUGCCUCCGACAAAAAGCACACUUCCAAGUGCUCAGCCAUGCCUUGCUGCAAUGUUCCUGCGUACAACGGUAACCAGGAUUUCCCACUGGUUGCCAGGCUCGAAGGGCACAUGCUGGAGGCCGAAUCUCCGCUGCUCUCACACACGACACACAAGACACUCCCCCCUGAAACGUGGCUGCCCAGGGACCUGUUCGAUGAAAUAAUCCACACCCCUCAGGAUCAGCUGUCUCAUACAAGACACCCACGACCCCCAACUGUGCGGCCGCUCAGCGUUUCCUUUGCAAGCCCUAUAACCGCAGAUUAUGCCAUCAUCGUGUGUCUUGUGCAAGGCAAAAGCAGCAAGAACAACAACAAUAACAGCAGCAGCAGCGGCAUAGGCAGCCUCACUCUCGUUCUAGUCGACUUGCUGAGGAGGGAACCUGCUGGCUGGAUUCCUCUGUCUUUUGCGUCCCAUGAUCUAUCAAUCUGUGCUCGCCGCAACUCUGCGUACCUUCAACAGCUGUCCCAAACAGCUUUCCCAGGGUCUAACACUAAUGCUGGAAAAAUCAAAAACGCAGCCGCUGAGCUUCGUGCUGCACGAAAUCCUUUGCUUACGGCACGCACCCGUAGCACCAUGCUCUCCACAAUUCGUUUGCAACCUCUUUGGGGCAACGUGUGGGCAGUCACAGGCCCCUCCUUGCUCGCCAUCUUCUCUAUCAACCUUAGGUAUCUGCAGCAUCCACCAGAGGAGCUUGAAGCGCAGUCAGGAAUCAGAGAUCCACCGCUUCGUCUUCUGUGGAACUUGGCGUCUGUUCCGCGCGUAAGUGGAAUGAGCCUUGAAGUGGCUGAAGAAUGGUUUACUGGAUGCACAUACACGCGUUUAGCCCCAGCAGCACUCAGUUCGGUCAGUGGUACCGACCCGAUCAUACAGGCUCUACAAUUAAUGCCCUUUGGAGAAGUAACGCGGGCUCUCGAAGCAAAGAUGCAGCGGCUGUUGCUCCUUUCUACUGCGGAUGACUCUCUGGUUUUGCUACAGUGGAGUGAGGGCAGCUGCGGCUUCGCCAGUGGAUCGGGAAACCUUGUACUGUUAGAUCAGAUCCGUUUGCCAUUUCCUGUGUUACAAUUUAUGAGGCAGCGGCCGGGCAGGGGUACAACUUGGCCUUGUUCUGAGCCGUCUCCUGGGGAAAACGAAGGCCGACUGUUGAGGUCUUUUCCUUGGGAAGCGAGCUCGCUUCUGGGAACCGUCUCAGAAAAUGGUACAGCAGGUGAUCAUCCUGAGAGGAUUGCUGAAAACGUGGACAGUGACAGCAGCACCACCGGAGGCACCACCGACACCUGCGAUUCUGAGCAAGGUUACACCAAAUCUCACGGUUGUUCAAAUAUUCGGUUUAGACUUGGGGGAAUGAGGUCUCUGAGACGGGACUUCAGAUCCUACGAAAUAGCUCUGGUUGACAAACGCAGCGGAAGGAUUCUGCGUGAUUUGGACCAGGACAAUUUGAGGUCUUCACAUGAUGGCGCAGAAUCUGGAUCUGAAUUUCUAGCUGUGGCGCCUUUGCCAUCUCUCCCCGGAGUCUUGGUUUCUGUUGUAAGCAAUCAUGUCGUCAGGCAUAGCAACUGA